Molecule: messenger RNA, 4189 nt
Organism: Thalassophryne amazonica
Lineage: Eukaryota; Metazoa; Chordata; Actinopteri; Batrachoidiformes; Batrachoididae
Gene: uvssa
Product: UV-stimulated scaffold protein A
Exons: 22
Coding region: 170-3727 (1185 amino acids)
Biological process (GO): response to UV; transcription-coupled nucleotide-excision repair
Cellular component (GO): chromosome
Molecular function (GO): RNA polymerase II complex binding
Source: RefSeq, a predicted model, not a curated record
AGAAGCCACCUCUGGUUGUUGUUAAGGAAAUAAUGUAAACAAACAUUUAAAUGAUUUGUUUUGAAAUAUUGUGUUUUUUUAACAUGCAACCGGCACAAAUGUCAUUUAAACUUAACAGCAGCAGAAGGUGGUGACUUUUUAAAGCAGCUGAGCUGCUGAAAGAUUUGUGAUGGAUCUGUCCCAGAGGGACAGGCUAUCUGACCUGGUGGAAGAGCUGACUACAUCAGGACAGCCUCAGCUCAACCAGGACAAGAUGAAGGAAGUCAAGAAGAUCUGCAAAGUAUCUAAUGACUACAUUGACCAUGUGUACCACUCAGUGAUGUCACAGCUCAGCCAAGAACAUGCUGAGAUCAGACUGUCAGCAUUUCAGAUAGCCAGUGAGCUCUUCUCCAGAUCACACCACUUCAGAACCCUGCUCGUGGACAACUUCCAGGAAUUUUUAGAGUUAACAGUGGAGACUGAUACAGACCUGCCCCUCCCUCCUCCUAAAGAGGUAGCCAAGAAACUUCGGCUACUGGCCCUCCAGACUGUGCAGUCGUGGCAGAAUUCUUAUGGGUCAGUGUAUAAGAAGCUGGUGCUGGGCUACCAUUUUCUGAAACAGGUUAAAAAGGUGGACUUCCAGGAUGCUGAGGCCAGGACGGUAGCAGAAAGGAGGAGGGAGGAGGACAGACGACGGACACUGGAAAGGAUCUACAAGGAGAAAGUGGAGGCGACCGUCAAAGACAUGGAGGAUUGUCAUCAGGAAAUUGAGGCCACAUUGACAGAGUUGGACUCUUGUAUAAAGCUGCUUUGCCCCGACUUUGACAUCGCUGACCUUCAGACCACCAGUAGCAGCUCCGUGUUCGCCCAGUCAGCCAGCAAAAGUCCACCAGAUGAUGAACAGCCAUGCUGCAGCAAAGAUGUCAAGGAUGACAGGAUAGAAGGAAAGAAAGGUGCAAAAGAGGUGGAGAGCAACAGUAGAGAGAAGAAAAAAGUCCAGGAAAAGAGUGUGGAGAUGGCAGUGGAAGCUGAGGUGAAGAAGAGAAGGAAUAGAGAGAGCCAGAAAGAGAAAAGAAAUGAGGAUGAAAAAAGAGAAGAGAACCAAACAGAGUGGGAGGAACUGCAGAGAGAGAGAGAAAUGGAAGAAUGCGAUGAGGAGGAGGAGUGCGAAGAAGAGAUUCAUGGAGAAGACUUUAUCCGGAACACUGGGCUGGUCUCUCACACCUACACUCUGGACCUGAGUCUCAGUCCUGGUCUUCAUAUUAAGGAGACGGAAGAAAAUGAGGCAGUGGUUGCCACGGUGAUAGACCUCCAUAAACUGAUUACGACCAAGCACCUUCCUGCUGUGCAAAGCUGGAUUCAGAUCUUCACAAAGUCAGGUGCUGAGCAGCCGCUGUUGAGGAGAGCUCUGGAUCUGAAAAAGUCUUUAGAAGCAGCUCUGCAGAAGCACAAUGAACUUCACAUUGACUACAAGACAAGAGUCCGCAGAGUGGUGAGUUACACUAGCUGUUAUAUCCAAACUGUCAUCAGGGCUGAUUCAGAUACACAACAUCACUUAACUGUGCAUCAAGGGACGGCACAUUUAUUUGUGUUUCCACGUCAUGUCUCCUUCAUUGUGAUGCAGCCGCUGAUCGAUGAGCCAUCAGUCACCAGUUCACACCUGGACUGGUCUGGACUGUGUGCAGACCAGUUCACACCUGGACUCUUCUCCUGCAAAGCCACACUGUUGAGACGGAUGGAAGUAUCUAAUGACUACAUUGACCAUGUGUACCACUCAGUGAUGUCACAGCUCAGCCAAGAACAUGCUGAGAUCAGACUGUCAGCAUUUCAGAUAGCCAGUGAGCUCUUCUCCAGAUCACACCACUUCAGAACCCUGCUCGUGGACAACUUCCAGACGGGGACACAGUACGUUGAUGAGCAGAAAGGAGGAGGGAGGAGGACAGACGACGGACACUGGGAAAGGAUCUACAAGGAGAAAGUGGAGGCGACCGUCAAAGACAUGGAGGAUUGUCAUCAGGAAAUUGAGGCCACAUUGACAGAGUUGGACUCUUGUAUAAAGCUGCUUUGCCCCGACUUUGACAUCGCUGACCUUCAGACCACCAGUAGCAGCUCCGUGUUCGCCCAGUCAGCCAGCAAAAGUCCACCAGAUGAUGAACAGCCAUGCUGCAGCAAAGAUGUCAAGGAUGACAGGAUAGAAGGAAAGAAAGGUGCAAAAGAGGUGGAGAGCAACAGUAGAGAGAAGAAAAAAGUCCAGGAAAAGAGUGUGGAGAUGGCAGUGGAAGCUGAGGUGAAGAAGAGAAGGAAUAGAGAGAGCCAGAAAGAGAAAAGAAAUGAGGAUGAAAAAAGAGAAGAGAACCAAACAGAGUGGGAGGAACUGCAGAGAGAGAGAGAAAUGGAAGAAUGCGAUGAGGAGGAGGAGUGCGAAGAAGAGAUUCAUGGAGAAGACUUUAUCCGGAACACUGGGCUGGUCUCUCACACCUACACUCUGGACCUGAGUCUCAGUCCUGGUCUUCAUAUUAAGGAGACGGAAGAAAAUGAGGCAGUGGUUGCCACGGUGAUAGACCUCCAUAAACUGAUUACGACCAAGCACCUUCCUGCUGUGCAAAGCUGGAUUCAGAUCUUCACAAAGUCAGGUGCUGAGCAGCCGCUGUUGAGGAGAGCUCUGGAUCUGAAAAAGUCUUUAGAAGCAGCUCUGCAGAAGCACAAUGAACUUCACAUUGACUACAAGACAAGAGUCCGCAGAGUGAUGAAGGCGUCUUCAGAGGGGGAGGAUGAUGAUGAUGUUGAUUUCCAUGAAGUUCCAGAGAAAGAGGGAUAUGAACCGCACAUUCCAGAGCAACUGCGACAGGAGUAUGGUUUGGACCCUGCUCCCUCCACGGCAAUCGCACGAGUCACCAGUGAACGUCCUACCAAGACAAUAGCAACUCCACCUCCUUCAACCGCUGCUUCCUCCAGGAGGCUCAGACAGCAGUUAGAAGAGGAGAAGGAUCCCACGUGUGCUGCAGCCACACUGCACCUCCUCAGACAGAGGCUCCUCCUGCCCACACCUCCAAGCGGCGCCUCUUCUGGUUCCAGUACAUCUGCAUCCAGUUCACAGCAGAAGGCAGCUGAUGCUCCAGUUGUUCCUUUUGGUUUGGACCUUUACUACUGGGGCCAAGACCAACCCAACGCGGGCAAGAUUAUCAAGGCGGCCUCUCAGCAUCAGUUCUGGGUUCCCCAUGAUGUGGAGGAGGAGGUGGAAAACAAGGAUAUGCUGGCAGAGAGCAAGAGCAGAUUCAUCUCCUUCCCCGGGAGCUUCACUCCUGUCAGCCAUCACUGCAGAGCUCCGCUGGGCGGCGGGAAGCUGUGCCAGCGACAGGACAGGCUGAAGUGUCCUUUCCAUGGACGUGUCAUACCUCGAGAUGAAGAGGGUCGACCCUGCAAGGAGGAGGACCGUCUGCGGGAGGAGCAGCACCAGAGGAAUAGGGAGGAGGAGUCCGACUGGCGGGAUGUUGAGUUGAUGCGCGACAUCGAGGCAGCAACAGGGGAGGACCUGGGUUCUGAUAGGGUGGCAAAAAAAGGUAAAAGGAAGAAGAAGAAAUACCCGAACCUCAGCGAUCUGAAGCAGAAUGCCAACACCUCUCGCUCCAGGCUGCAGAAAAAAGUCUUCAGCAAGAGCGCCAUGAGCAGAGUCGCACAGAUGAUGGAUAAAGUGGACAAAAGAAAACAUGACAAGUUCUCCAACCAGUUCAACUAUGCUCUGAAAUGACAGGCAUUGGACUCAUCCCACGGUCCUGGAAUGUGUUCUGGGAUUGUCUGAAGAUGACGGAUUCUAUGAACACUGAAUAAGCUUUUCAUGUGGGGGAAAAUGUUCAAAUCAUUUUUGUAAAUGUGGCAACGGUGACAAAUAUUAUGCAUAUUUCUCAGAAUUCUUUUCAGCACUGAUGAAAUAACUCAUUUUUAGCUCACCUGGCCCAAAGGUCCGGUGGGCUUGUUCCAUGGAUCUCCACUCCGUCCGUCCGUCCGCAGCGGCGGUGUGUGUAAACACCUUCUCCAAAUUUGCUGGACCAGUGAAGCUGAAACUUGGUGUGAAUGUUCCUACCCAUGAGGAGACCAAAGUUUCUUGGAGAUUUUUGCAAAUUUAUUAAAAAUAAAAUAAAGGAAAACCUAAGAAAUCACAUGUACAUAAGUAUUCACAGCCUUUGCCAUGAAGUUCAAAAUUGAGCUCAGG